UGACGAUGUUAGCCGGAAGUUCCGCCUCGUGCACGUGUAAACAAUCCGGCAUCAGAAUCCGGAAGAGGGAGAUGUGCUUCACUUAGAUGCAUGUGGACACUGUAACCGAAAUUGCACAGAUGGAGACGCAAAAGGCGCCGAUGCGCGUGCUGGUGACGGGUGGGACAGGCCUGGUGGGCCGGGCGAUCGAGCAGGUGGUCCAGGCCCAGGGGGGGUGCGGGAAAGGGGAGCAGUGGAUCUUCCUCUCCUCCAAGGACGCGGACCUCAGGGAUCUGGCUCAGACACGGGCGCUCUUCGAAAAGCACCGGCCCACUCAUGUCAUCCACUUGGCCGCCAUGGUGGGGGGCUUGUUCCGGAACAUGAGGGAGAACUUGGACUUUUGGAGGAGCAACGUCCACAUAAAUGACAAUGUGCUACAGACAGCCCAUGAGAUGGGCGUGGUCAAAGUGGUGUCCUGCCUGUCCACCUGCAUCUUCCCCGACAAGACCACCUACCCAAUCGAUGAGACCAUGAUCCAUAAUGGCCCCCCACACAACUCCAACUUCGGUUACUCGUACGCAAAGAGGAUGAUCGAUGUCCAGAACAGGGCUUAUUUCCAGCAGCACGGCCGGCGCUACACUGCAGUCAUCCCUACCAACGUGUUUGGGCCCCACGACAACUUCAACAUCGAGGAUGGACACGUGCUGCCCGGACUCAUUCACAAGGCCUAUAUCGCCCACAAGGAGGGAUCUCCGCUGCAAGUCUGGGGCACUGGAACUCCUAGGAGACAGUUCAUCUACUCCUUGGACCUGGCGCGUUUGUUCGUCUGGGUGCUGAGGGAGUACAAUGAGAUUGACCCCAUCAUACUGUCUGUGGGUGAGGAGGAAGAAGUUUCCAUCAAGGAAGUGGCAGACAGUGUCGUCGAAGCCCUAGGGUUCAAAGGUCAAGUAGUCUUUGACACCAGCAAAGCUGAUGGGCAGUUUAAGAAGACUGCCAGCAACGCCAAGCUGCGGCGUCACCUCCCUGAUUUCACCUUCACCCCGUUCUCUCAAGCGGUGAAGGAGACUUGCGACUGGUUUGUGGCCAACUAUGACACUGCCCGCAAGUGAGCCCGAACCGCCAUCUGAUUGGUGGACAGGGCUGCCGUUCUGUGUCACCUCUCCUCUGGAGGCAGCACCGCCUCAGAAGAGGAAAGAACUGUUGCAUUAGACAGGCAUUAACUGGAACCAAGAUGGCACCCAGGCGACUUCUAGGACAGCAGUUUGUCUGUAGCCUCCCCUCCUCCCCUAACGCACUACAACAAUCCAGUCAGACAGAAACUACAGGGAAGACACACCCCCUUAAUGGGGUAAUGGCUUUGAUAAUCGUUUUUAAUUUGUAUUUAUAGUAUGUUAAACUGCUGUACUGGAGCCAAACCAAGGCUGAAUAAAGACAGACUGUGAUGACUGCUGUAA
Messenger RNA from Paramormyrops kingsleyae, 1433 nucleotides. Its product is annotated as GDP-L-fucose synthase. Gene Ontology annotation, molecular function: GDP-L-fucose synthase activity. The record is from RefSeq and is a predicted model, not a curated record. NCBI's taxonomy places the organism in Eukaryota, Metazoa, Chordata, Actinopteri, Osteoglossiformes, Mormyridae. Gene Ontology annotation, biological process: nucleotide-sugar biosynthetic process.